Messenger RNA from Prorocentrum cordatum, 247 nucleotides. Lineage: Eukaryota; Dinophyceae; Prorocentrales; Prorocentraceae. The record is from the annotation of a GenBank genome assembly.
GGCCGCGACGCGCAUCCAGGCCAGCUUCCGAGGCUUCCUGACGCGCCAGUGGCGCUCCGAGGAGCUCGCGAAGGACGCCCGACGCGUCGGCCGCUCCUGCGGCGAGGCCGCCGCCGCUCCGGCGCCCGACGACGGCGGCGCGCCGCCGCCCGCCCGCGGCGACGAGAAGCGGCGCGUGGCGCUGCGCGUGGUGCGCGCCGCGCGGAGGGCCCGCGUGGAGCGCGCGGCGGCGGUGCGGGUGCAGAAG